AAGUUAAACUGGACUAUAAAUUAUAAGAAAGCCCAGUUUUUUUUCUUAUAUAUAUUAUUCACUAAUUUAUUAAUUUUAAUUAAUUAAUCAAUUGGUUAAUAAUUACAUUUAUUUUUAAAUUAUUCAUAUAAAAUAUGGUCAAAGUUGCUGUUUUAGGUGCUGCUGGUGGUAUUGGUCAACCAUUAUCAUUAUUAUUAAAAUUAAAUUCUAAUAUUACUGAAUUAUCAUUAUUUGAUGUUGUUAAUGUUCCAGGUGUUGGAGCUGAUUUAUCUCAUAUAAAUAGUGAUGCUUCAACUAAAACAUUUUUACCAUCUUCAAAAGAAGAUAAGACUGCUUUAUUAGGUGCUUUAAAAGGUGCUGAUUUAGUUGUUAUUCCAGCUGGUGUUCCAAGAAAGCCAGGUAUGACUAGAGAUGAUUUAUUUAAUAUUAAUGCUUCAAUUAUUAAAUCAUUAGCUGAAGGAAUUGCUGAAAGUAGUCCAAAAGCUUUUGUAUUGGUUAUUUCUAAUCCAGUUAAUUCUACUGUUCCAAUUGUGGCUGAAACUUUAAAACAAAAGGGAGUUUAUGAUCCAGCUAGAUUAUUUGGUGUUACUACUUUAGAUAUUGUUAGAGCCAAUACUUUUAUUGCUCAAUUACAUCCUGGAGAUUCUAAACCAUCUGAUUUCAAUGUAAAUGUUGUUGGUGGUCACUCUGGUGAAACUAUUGUUCCAUUAUAUUCAAUUGGUUCAUCAGCUUCAUUCUACAAUAAAUUAUCUGAAGAACAAAAGAAGGAAUUAAUUCAUAGAGUUCAAUUUGGAGGUGAUGAAGUUGUUCAAGCUAAGAAUGGUGCUGGAUCCGCCACUUUAUCUAUGGCUUAUGCAGGUUAUAGAUUAGCUGAAUCUAUUUUAAAAUCAUUUACUUCAAAGGAAGAAGUUGUUGAAAAUACUUAUUUGAAUUUAGAUGCCAGUAUUAAAGGAGCUGCUGAAGCUAAGAAAUUAGUUGGAGGAUUAGAAUUCUUUUCAUUACCAGUUAAAUUAGGUAAGAAUGGUAUUGAAGAAGUUAAGUAUGAAAUUUUAACUAAGGUUUCUGCUGAUGAAGAAAAGUUAUUGGCUGUUGCUAAAGAGCAAUUGGCUAAGAACAUUGAAAAGGGGGUUGCCUUUGGUAAAUAGAGUUGUUAGAUUAAGUAGAUCUGAAUCCUAAUGAAUCUAAAAGUUUAGUAGAGUGUAAAAUCUGAAAUCUGAAAUCUGAAAUCUGAAAUCUGAAACCUGAAAAGUGGACAGAGUGUGAACGUUAGAAGACAGUCUAACAGUAUCAGACAUUACCACUAUUUC
Molecule: messenger RNA, 1307 nt
Organism: Scheffersomyces amazonensis
Lineage: Eukaryota; Fungi; Ascomycota; Pichiomycetes; Serinales; Debaryomycetaceae
Gene: MDH1
Product: malate dehydrogenase
Exons: 1
Coding region: 135-1145 (336 amino acids)
Biological process (GO): malate metabolic process; tricarboxylic acid cycle
Cellular component (GO): cytoplasm; mitochondrion
Molecular function (GO): L-malate dehydrogenase (NAD+) activity
Source: RefSeq, a predicted model, not a curated record